AAAGCACAAAGCCGCAGCCCCUCUCAGGAACGGCGUGCCCAUGAAGGAGCAGUGGAGGCGAGACAUCGACGGAAAGUGGACCAGCUUCAGGCGCAGCUCUUCCAGUCGCAAGAGGACCGUGCCUGUCUGGAACGCGAGUUGGAAGCUCUGCGUAGCGAGGAGCACCAGCGACAGGAGGAGAACCCCAGGCCUCUCCAUGUCUUGCUGUCCAUUGGCGAGCAAGCGCCUCCGCUGGUGAAGGAACUGAAGUUGGAAGUGAAAGGCACCAGAGAGCUCCGGGAUAAGAUCUAUUCGCUGGAAUCAGAGCUGGAGACUUACAAGCGGCGCUUGGAGGUGGACGUCCGACAACAGCUGGAGAAGGAACAGCACCGCGUUAGACAACAACAGAUGGAAUUGGAGGAGAAGGAGCGCAGCAUUUCUGAGCUGGUCUUCGACCUCCGACGGGCCAGACAAGCCGCCGGUGAGGGCGAUUGGGCACAACGGGAGGAGGAGUACAUGCGCUUGAACCUGCAGCUUCGCAGGUUGGAAGAAGAGUUGCAAAGUUCCCGGCGCAACGAGCAGCAGAGCGGAGAGAGGCUGCUGGAUGCAGAACAUCAAAUCCUGGAACUGCGAUUCGAGCGAGAACAGGUGCAGCACCGAAGUUCACGCCUAGAGACUCGUAUCUUGGAGCUUGAGUUGGCUGGAGAUGCUUCACCCAGGCGCCCGGAAGGCCCGCCGGCAGCAGCUGCAGCUAAGCUCCAAACGCGGAAGGAGAGGAAUCUGGAAAACGUCAUCGAGGGACUGGAGCGCGUGAUCAACCAGCAGAAGGGCGACAUUCAGCGUCUGAGGGUCGAAUUGGAAAGGCGUCCUGAGCGCAAGGGCGAAGUGGAAAGGCUGCGGAGACGGGUGCAAGAGCUGGAGCACAGCACCCUGGAGAUGCCGCGUGCAGGUCUUGUGGACGAGCUGCGACAAGCCUUAGCUGCCAAGGAGGAGCACGUUCUUCAACUUGAGCAGCAGCUUCAACAACUCCGCGAAGUCUCAGCGGUUGAUCGCCAGGCUGAUGCUCCUUCAGAGGCGGUGAGUCGUUUGCAGCAGGAAGUUCUCGAGCUGCGCCGGGCACGAGGAGAGGAUGCAGCCGCCUUAGAUGAAGCGCAACGAGCGCUGCACGAGGCAGAGCGCACCGAACAGAGAUAUCUCGAGGUGGCACGCGAGAACCGAAAGCUGCGACAAGAUUUGAGCGCUUUGGAAGAUGAAGGAUUUUGGCAGGAGAUCGAGACUCUGCAGCAGCGGAACGAGCAGGCGACAAGCUUGGUAAGAGAGAGCAAAGAGGCACUGGAGAGAAUGGCGCCAGCGGCAGCCAUGGAUGUGACUUCGUUGGUGGCUCGUUUGGAAGUCUUUGCUGCGCCUGCUGCUUAAGGACAAGAAAAGGUCCAGCAGAUUUGCUGAGCUGUGUGCUUUCUUCCUUGGCGGAAUAGCUAAUUCAAAUUGCCCUGGCUACGGCCCCACAGACCCAAGCCCUGAUG
Molecule: messenger RNA, 1502 nt
Organism: Cladocopium goreaui
Lineage: Eukaryota; Dinophyceae; Suessiales; Symbiodiniaceae
Source: the annotation of a GenBank genome assembly